Molecule: messenger RNA, 2339 nt
Organism: Anthonomus grandis grandis
Lineage: Eukaryota; Metazoa; Arthropoda; Insecta; Coleoptera; Curculionidae
Product: transferrin
Exons: 12
Coding region: 77-2248 (723 amino acids)
Biological process (GO): iron ion transport
Cellular component (GO): recycling endosome; extracellular region; early endosome
Source: RefSeq, a predicted model, not a curated record
CGGCUUUUCGCCGAGGUCGAACCCAGUGUUGCGGCGGUACUGGCUGAUCUACGACAUCAUUACUGAACUCUUCAACAUGAAGCCGGUUUGCCUUCUGUUGAUUUUUAUUGUUACUGUAGUAUCAGGGACCAGCUUUAGGCGAUUCAGAAGAAAUGCCAAUCAAGAAUAUAAGAUGUGCGUUGCGGAAGAACUGCUUCAGUUAUGUAACGAAAUGGCGGGCCAAGAAACUAAGAGUUCGGCCAAGAUAGUUUGUAUUCCCGCUAGGGAUAGAAUGGAAUGUAUUACUAAAAUAAAACAAAGAGAAGCCGACUUCUUAGCAGUAGAUCCUGAGGAUAUGUACGUGGCCAAAAACGAGCCCGAACAAGACUUCGCUUUAUUCGAAGAAAUACGAACCAAAGAAGAACCUGAGGCCGAAUUCAGAUACGAAGCCGUAGCAGUUAUCCAUAAAGAUUUAAACAUUAACGGCAUGGAAGGUCUCAAGGGACUCAACUCUUGCCAUACCGGAGUGGGCAGAAACGUCGGAUACAAAAUCCCGUUGACCAAACUGAAGCAAAAGGGCAUUAUUGGCAAUUUGGCAGAGCCGGAACUAUCACCAAGGGAGAACGAGCUGAAGGCUUUUUCCACUCUGUUCAGUAAGGCCUGUAUUGUUGGCAAAUGGUCUCCGGAUCCGAAAAUUAAUUUGAAAUUAAAGCGCAAAUAUUCGAACCUUUGUGCCCUCUGCGAGCACCCGGACAUCUGCGAUUAUCCGGAUCUAUUUUCUGGAUACGACGGAGCCUUACGAUGUUUGGCACAUAACGGUGGACAAAUCGCUUGGACGAAGGUCAUCUUCGUCAGGAAAUUCUUUGGAUUACCAGUGGGAAUUACUCCUGCUAAACCGACAACCGAGGACCCAAGCAAGUUUGCUUACCUUUGUCCAGAUGGUACUAAGGUUCCAGUGACAGAUACGCCUUGUACGUGGGCGGCGAGACCUUGGCAAGGAUACAUGACCAACGCGGCUAUUGCAAAAUCCGUUGAUGAAUUGAGAAGGAAAAUUGAGAAUCUUAACGUUAUCGGUAGCAAGAACCACGCCGACUGGUUGCAGAAGGUUUUAGAGCUGAACGACAAGACUGCCCCUAAGGAGAACAAAAUUAUUUCUCCCGAGGAUUACUUGAAUAAGGCUAACUAUACAGAUGUUAUCGAAAGAGACUAUGGUCCGCCCUUCAAGACUAUUAGAUUCUGCGUGACAUCAAAAGACGAACAGGACAAGUGUCGUACGUUGAGCAAGGUCGCAUUUUCCAGAAAUAUCAGACCGAGAUUCGAUUGCGUUUUGGAAGCGAACGUCCAAAAUUGCCUGAAAAGUAUCCGAGACGAUGGUGCUGACAUUAUUACUUUAGAUGCGGGUCUUGUGGAUACCGCAGUGAACCAAUUCAAUCUGAAACCAGUGGUAGCGGAGCAGUACGGACCGACCGGCGGCUCUUAUUACGCAGUAGCAGUAGUCAAAAAAGACUCAUCGAUUCGAUCGUUUGAAGACUUAAGGGGCAAGAAGUCUUGCCAUACGGGAAUUGGCAGGACCGCAGGCUAUAAUGCGCCAUUGUUUACUCUGGUGACUAAAGGACUCAUUAAAGAGGGAGAGUGCCCUUAUCCAAAAGCCUUGGCUAACUUCUUUACCGCUGGCAGUUGUUUGCCUGGAGCGAAAGAAGACAGAUUGAAGCUGGAUGUAGCUGUGUCAGAGAAGCUGUGUUCUCUAUGCGCCGGUGACUUAGAAAGGAAUAAUCAGUCAGCAAAAUGCAAUUUUGACCAAACUGAAUCUUAUAGCGGCUAUACCGGAGCUUUUAGAUGUUUGGUCCAAGGAGGUGGAGACGUUGCUUUUGUUAAACACGUUACGGUGCCCGGAAAUACCGAUGGAAACAACCCUGAAGUGUGGGCCAAAGACCUUAAAUCUGACAACUAUGAGCUGCUGUGUCCUAAUGAUGGAAGAGCUCCGGUGUCCGAAUAUGCCAAGUGUAAUUUGGCACAUGCACCUCCACAUAUGGUGGUGACCUCAAAUACAAAAUCAGAUUCUUUAGUGGACGAAAUAAGGAACGCCUUGUUGUCGAUUAGUACCGAGUUCACCAAAAGGCCUGACUGGUUUAAAUUGUUCGGAACGUAUAAUGGAAAGAAGGAUUUACUAUUUAAGGAUUCAGCAACUGGCUUAGUGUCUAUCUCUGGUGAGUCCGAGAUUCAAAAAGACUACUCCAAGCUUCUAGCUGUGGUAAAUGCUUGCCAUUAAGCAUCUUUCGCUUUAUAGAGCGAUUUUCAUUAUAACAUGAUAUUAUAAACCAAUUACCUUACGAUAAAAUAAAUAUAAGUAAAAUACAUGA